Molecule: messenger RNA, 2389 nt
Organism: Drosophila willistoni
Lineage: Eukaryota; Metazoa; Arthropoda; Insecta; Diptera; Drosophilidae
Gene: Orc3
Product: origin recognition complex subunit 3
Exons: 4
Coding region: 111-2264 (717 amino acids)
Biological process (GO): DNA replication initiation; DNA replication
Cellular component (GO): nuclear origin of replication recognition complex; DNA replication preinitiation complex; nuclear pre-replicative complex
Molecular function (GO): DNA replication origin binding
Source: RefSeq, a predicted model, not a curated record
AUACGAAUUGUUGUUUUUGGUGUUUUAGAAUUGGCACAAAGCUGACAUAAACAAAUUGUUAUUUACGUUGAAUUGCAUAUUUCGCGAACAGUAUAUUUCCAAACACAGCCAUGGAUCCAACAAUUUCUGUCUCAAAGGGCUGUUUUGUUUAUAAAAACGGAGCAACUCGAGCAGCUAAAUCCAAGACAACACCCAACAAAAGUAAACGCAAGCGUAGCUUGGGCAACUCCAGUCUCUUAGGGCCGGAGAUCACGUCACAACCUUUUUAUACGGCCUACGGCGAGAUUUGGCAACAGCUCCAUGACCACAUUCUGCAGUUACAGCAAGAGAGCUAUUCCCGGACUCUGGAUCAGUUGGUGCAAUAUCUGGAGACCGAAUGUGGCUCUCAAGUGGAGGAUAGUGAGAUUCUGCCGACCGCCGCCUUACUGACUGGCAUCAAUCAAACAGAUCACCUCAAGCAAUUCGAGGCUCUGACUCAGCGUCUUCAGAGUAGAGCAAAAGUUUGUGUACUCCAAUCGAGGGAUUGCUCCACUCUCAAGGGAGCCAUAGAGUCAAUGGUGUUUAAUCUCAUUGAAGGACAAUUAGAGCAGGACUCUGAGGAAUUAGAGCAGGAAAUAGAGGAUCGCGAUCAUAAGCGAUUGCGACGUUCCCAAUGCACCAUGAAACAAUUGAACUCUUGGUAUUCCAACAAUUUUCAAUUGGAACAACGCAAACGACAGUUGGUCAUCAUUUUACCAGACUUUGAAUGCUUCAGUAGUCAUGUUUUGCAGGAUUUCAUACUUAUCCUGAGUUCCCACUGCACUGCAUUGCCAUUUGUCCUUGUUUUGGGUGUAGCCACUGCUAUGACGGCGGUGCAUAGUACAUUACCCUAUCAGGUGACCAGUAAAAUACGGCUAAGAGUCUUCCAGACCCAAGCUGCUCCUACGGGCUUAAAUGAGGUCUUGGACAAAGUGCUGCUCUCUCCGAAAUAUGCUUUUCAUCUCUCUGGCAAGGCUUUCAAGUUUCUUACCCAUAUUUUCCUCUACUACGAUUUCUCUAUUCAAGGUUUCAUCCAGAGUUUUAAAUAUUGCCUAAUGGAACAUUAUUUUGCCGGCAAUGCAUUUUCCCUCUGCACUGGCUAUUCACAGGCUUUGGCCAAGAUUAAACUGUUGAUAUCGGACGAUAUGGAAACUAUAAGACGUCUGCCAUCUUUUCGUCCAUAUGUGGAGCAGAUUAAUGAUUGCAAGCGAAUCAUUGCCAUUCUCACAGACGAUGAUUAUCUGAAGAAAAAAUUGCCACAAUUACUGCGUGAUUGUUUGCUACAUUUUCUAAAUUUUCGCUGUGCUCUGGAGUUUGUUACCGAACUGGUUGGCGACUUGCCACGUUGUCCACUGGGCAAACUGAAACGAGAACUAUAUGUUCUCAGUUUGAACAAGAAGAUAACUUCAUUGCCGGAAUUCAAAGAAUGCUGGCAAAUGCUUAGUUUCCUAUCCAAAGAUGAAUUUGUUGCCAAAUUAAUGAAAUGUGUUACCAAAACGGAGGAAUUUAUGCAACAGGAGAUUGCUCCCUUGGAGCUGGGAGAAGCCUGUUUGGCUGCGAUGCGUCCACAAAUUCAAGAGGUCAGACAAUUACUCGACGAUGUGGUGUUGUCCACAAUGGAAGCGCAUCAUCCCCCACCACCAACAGUGGAAAGUCAUACAGAAUCUCGGCCAAUUACCUCACGUCAGGAGCUGAAAGCUCAAUUGCUGCAGCGUAGUAAACAGGAUCAUCAGCCCAUCACGGAAUUUGCACGUUCCCUGCAGCGUAUAUUACAGCACAUUGAAAACCAAAUUGUCCUGCCACAUUUGCGUCCCCUUCAAGAGGCUCCUCCACUCCAUGAACUCUUUGUCUUUUCGGACAUUGCCACAGUGCGUCGAAAUAUAAUUGGUGCACCACGAGCUGCCCUCCACACGGCACUCAAUAAUCCCCAUUUUUAUAUGCAAUGCAAAUGCUGUGAACUUCAGGAAUCUCAACAAUUGAUGGGAACUUUACCAGAUCUCUCUGUGGUCUAUAAAUUGCAUUUAGAAUGCGGACGAAUGAUUAAUUUAUUCGAUUGGCUGCAGGCAUUCCGUUCUGUGGUACGUGCCAAUGAUGAUGGCCAGGAUGUGGAUCAAAAUGUAGACCAGGAGCAAAUCGAUCCGCAAAUACAGGCACGCUUUACACGAGCAGUAGCGGAAUUGCAGUUUCUGGGCUACAUAAAGAUGUCCAAGCGUAAAACAGAUCAUGCCACACGUUUGACAUGGUAAACUAUAAAUAUGUAUCUCUCCUGUUUUGCUAUUUAUUUAUUUUUUCUGAAUAUGUAUUAAAAAUAAGCACAAAAGUUUCGAUAAGUAAAAGCGAGUAUAGUAAAAUAUCAACAAAAUGCUAUAAA